Messenger RNA from Coregonus sp. 'balchen', 883 nucleotides. The record is from the annotation of a GenBank genome assembly. Lineage: Eukaryota; Metazoa; Chordata; Actinopteri; Salmoniformes; Salmonidae.
AUGCAGGUGACAUACUCCAACUCAAGUACAGGACUUUGUAACAUCACAGUGAAUUGUUCAGGCUGGGUGUUUUCUGUCUGUGAUGGAGGUCAGUGCACACUGUACCAGGAUUCUCUGUCAUUCUCUGAGGUCAACAUCACCGUCUCCAGUGGUAAUGGAUUCAUCCAGUGUAUCGUCAACAAUCAUGUCAGCGCAGAGGCCAAAUCCCAACGCAUGGAGGACAUGUGUAAGUCUAAUUUACUAGCUUCCACCUUCUGUGCAUACCUUUUAUCCUUCUAUCAUUGUAAAAAAUAUAUUUAUAUAUCAACAAAAAGUUUUAACAUCAUAGUUAUUAUUAUUGUUCUCCAGCAAAAUGUUGAUUAGCAGUGUGUGUGUGUGUGCGUAUGUGUGUGUGUCUCAGGUAUUGGUCAGAAGAAGGGGAGAGCUGCAGCAUCACCAGUUGGCACCAUUGUGGGUGGUGUUAGUGGUGGAUUGUUCUUCAUUGUGUUAGUUGGUGUACGAUGGAUCAUAUCAACCAGAAGAUGGUGUAAAUAAGAAAUGUCAUUGCAGGUACUUUCAAUUCAUGUAAAAACUAAUCAAAAUCACCAAAAUAUGAUAUACAUGGUCUUUCUAGGACGCUGGAGCUAUGUUUUUAUAAAAUGUUAAACAAUGACUAUUUUAAUGUUUUUACAGUAUGUCUCAUCUCCUAACAGGUCACCCAGGGAGCGCUCCACCAGGGGAGAAGCUGGAACCACAGUUCCCCCAACAGGCAGAUGCGUUUUACAGCACUGUGCAGCAACCAACGGAACAAGAUCGCCAUCAACUGGACAAAGUGUGCACUGCACCAGAAGAGAGGCCAGGACCACAGAGCCCUUCUGAGGCAGAGCCUACAACAGUCUUCUAG